Drosophila suzukii is the source of this 2003-nucleotide messenger RNA. RefSeq names its product mitochondrial carrier homolog 2. NCBI's taxonomy places the organism in Eukaryota, Metazoa, Arthropoda, Insecta, Diptera, Drosophilidae. The record is from RefSeq and is a predicted model, not a curated record.
AAUUAAAACAGAAUUCGCUUAGAUCUUUCGAUCGUUCGACUAAAUUCGAGUUUUUGAGCUAGAGCUGCAUUCAGGAAGGGACUCGAGAAUGGACCACAUGGAGUACAAUCGUCGUGAUUCUCAGGCAGGAGGAUUGGGAAUGGGUGGUGGCGAUGCGGAUAACAGUGCCCUGAUGCGUCGCACCACCACACCACAUGGACCUCAGGUGGUGCGUCACCGGCGAAGCGAAUCGCUGGUGGUGGAGCACAGCUCCCAGAUGACCUUCGAAUCUGGCCAGGAUGAGGGGGACAGUCCGACUAGCAGUUGCCAGGAAUCAGAGGUGGAGAUGGGCCCUUCAACCUCCGCCUCCUCCACAUCGCCGGGCAAGCCACCAGAUCAUGGCAAACCCAAUCAAUUGGUGCGCUUUUGCCUACGCCUGGCCUACAAUUCCUUUUACUAUCCCUACGAAAUGGCCAAGGUGCUCAUCCAACUGGGCCACGAACCCAUCCAGGCCAGGCCCUUCCAUCUGCCCCUGCUGCACCGUCGGCCACGCCUCUUCCUGCCCGGUGUCCACCAGUAUGUCCUGCACAUCCAGCGGAUGGAUGGCUAUUUGGGGAUGUAUCGUGGUCUGACCGCUCGCCUGGCCGCCAGCACAGUGGACUAUUUGCUGGGUGAUCUGGUGCUGGCCUUCCUGCACUUUCAUCCCUACAAACGGGCUCCCCGGGAAGAGCCAAGCCUCAAGGAGUUCUGGUGGAAUUUCGCCAGGGAUAGUCUACGUUUGGCCACCGCAGUGGUGCUGACCCAACCCUUUUACGUGGUAAUGGUGCGCCAGAUAGCCCAGUUUGUGGGUAAGGAGAGAAUCUAUGAGGGAGUCCUCGCCAGCCUGAUGACCCUGAUAAAGCAGGAGGGAUAUGCUGGACUCUUUGCUGGCAUCUUGCCCCGUCUCCUGGGCGAAUGGAGCGUCCUGACCAUCACCAGUUUACUAACUCACCUGUGCCUUCGCCUCAUCCCGAUGAGCCGUAACCAGCAGCAAUACAACUCGGUGAUUAUCCAAAUGGUGGCCAGCCUCCUGGUGUAUCCCAUGGAGGUGACCUCCGCCUGCAUGGCCGGAACCGGAGCACCACUGGCUGCCUGCGAGCCACCGAGGAUGCCGCUCUACAACCACUGGGCCGACUGCCUCACCGAUCUCUACGCCCGCGGGGGGCACAACCGGGGGGCCAUUCUCUUCUGGCGCACGGUGCCCAGGAUUCAGUUGCUCCGCCAUCAGGAUGGUCAUGUGGUGAGAUCGGGUUAGUGAUCAACGGAAGAAUGGUAAAGGCACAGCUGAAGAAUGGAGAGAAGCCCAGAGGUGAGAAGAUUGUGUGUUUUGUGAGUUUUGGUGCCCAUAGUGGCGAAGAAAAGAAGGGAAGAGAAUAGGGGAGAUUUGAAGAAAAAUGGUGUGAGGAAUCGAGGGAGGAAAGUGAAGAUUCAUAACAAAAUAUGAAGAUAAGAAACUAUUAAGGGAUUCAAGAAAGCAUGUAGUACAACCAUCUGAAAAUGAGAGUAGAAAGCGCGGAAUUGAUAGUUCGAGGUGUUCCAUCAGAAAAUAUAAACUGAACAGACUUAAUAACAAAGAAAACAGAAGAAAGCAAAAACAACAUACAGAAAAGAAAAUGUAGAGAGAAGAAACUGGAGAUUUACGAAACGGAAAGGCUUAGAAAACAAAUUGAAAAACAGAAUUGUGAAGACAACAAAUAGAAAUUGGAUAUUGAAGAUUAUGUAUAUUGAAGAAUGUGACAAGUGAAGACAACGAGCAAUAAUUGGAGGGAAAAGAAAGUUAAGAAGAUGGCAAGUGAAGGUGGAGAGAAAAUAAGUGGAGAAUGGAGAGGCGGAGACUGGAAAAUGGAGAGCAGACCGGACAGCAACAGCAGGCGAAUAUCGUUGAUCAUUAAUCAUGCAAUGUUCCAUGACGACACUUUCGAUAUUGGGUCGAAAGAAAAUUUUUCGUUUUUAUGAUGUGAUUUGGAAUGCUGUACGUAAUAAAU